Capsaspora owczarzaki ATCC 30864 is the source of this 815-nucleotide messenger RNA. Its product is annotated as SNARE Ykt6. Gene Ontology annotation, cellular component: Golgi apparatus. Gene Ontology annotation, biological process: endoplasmic reticulum to Golgi vesicle-mediated transport. Bases 57 to 656 code for a protein of 199 amino acids. Gene Ontology annotation, molecular function: SNAP receptor activity. The transcript is spliced from 4 exons. NCBI's taxonomy places the organism in Eukaryota, Filasterea, Ministeriida, Capsasporidae. The record is from RefSeq and is a predicted model, not a curated record.
CGCCGCAUCCAGUCUUGAAGCCACUCUUUAUUUUAUUUUUGUUUUUUCCUUCUCCAAUGAAGCUCUACGCCAUCAUUUUGUACCAGCGAUCGGGCGCCAACCUGAAGCUGGUUGCGACUGCGACCAACGUUGCUGACUUUGGCUACUUUGAACGUUCAAGCGUUCGUGAGUUUAUGCACUUCUUCUCCAAGACAAUUGGCGAGCGAACAGCACCUGGCACUCGCAACGCCGUUUCAGAGCAAGCCUACGUAUUCUUCUGCCAUGCUCGCGAGGACGGAUACACUGGCAUUGUUAUCGCCGACUCAGAGUACGACAAGCGUGUGGCCUUCUCUGUAAUCACCAAGUCCCUGGAGCAGUUCACGGCCAAGUAUACAAAGGAAACGGUCGACCGAGCGACCGCCCGCGACUUGCCAUUCCCUGAAAUCGAGACUAUGCUGACCAAGUAUCAAAACCCGGCCGAGGCGGACGCUCUGUUGCGAGUUCAGCGCGAUCUUGACGAGACCAAGAUUGUUUUGCACAAGACAAUCGAGUCUGUCAUUGGUCGCGGCGAGAAGAUUGACAACCUCGUCGAGCGAUCGAACGACUUGAGCGCCAGCUCCAAGGUCUUUUUCGGGCAAGCCAAGAAGGCCAACAGUCAAUGCUGCAUUGUGAUGUAAUUUUCUUGCAUGUCUUUUGGUUUGUUCUGUUUUUUUUUUUGUUGUUUUGCUGUUUUUCGACUCUUUGUGCUAUGUGAGUGUGUGUGCGUUGUUUCUGUUCAAUGUGAAACGCAACGUCGGUUUUCGUUUCUUUCAGUAUCUUUUUUUUUUCUCCUUUCC